UAAUACUUUUCCAUCCUUCUCUUAUCUCGUUCGCUCGAAUUUUAUUGUAUCACCGUGUAAACGUACGAAAACAAAUUCGUUUCUAUUCUUUUUUUUUAUUUUCGUUUAUCGAAACGAGAAAACAAGUGAACGGGAAUAUUUUAUCCUCUAAGUUGUAAAAUAUCUACGAUCGUGAAAGGGGGAAAAAAAAAAGGUUAAUUAUAAUAUCCUCCCCAACGAAGGAAGGAAAAAUUCGAUGGAAAUGGAGGAGGAAGAGGAAAAGGGAGAGGUCGAGGACUUGUACGUCGAACGAUUGUCAUCCACCUUCGAGGAUGUGACGAAGGCGUUGACGCAAACGGAGGCCGGUGAGUGCCUUCACACGUUGGGAAAAUGCGAAUCCGGGCUUGGCUACGCUUAUCUCGGCCUGAACGCGUCCAACAGGGACCUAACGGAUAUAAGGAUUAUUCCGAUGUUCAAAUACGUGCUCUACGUGAACGUCUCCGGAAAUAGAUUGAAUAACGAGGCUCUUCGCGUUCUCUCCUCCAUGAAAUAUCUUCUGAUGCUUCAAGCUGACAAAAAUCAGGUGGAAUCCGCAGAAUUGGAUCCCAUGCCUUAUCUUCAGGUUUUAACAUUGAACAAUAACAAAUUGAACAGCACAUCGGGCAUCUCCCACAAGUUUCUCGAAUGUCUGGAAUUGAAUCACAAUAACAUAGAGGAGAUCACUUUGAACCCGUACGAUCUCGAGAACUUGAAGACCCUUGAAAUCGGUGGAAAUUUUCUUACCACGACGAACGGUAUAUUCUUUCCAGGAUUGAUACGAUUGUAUCUAGGGGAGAAUCAAAUAGAGAGGUUGGAAGGGUUAGAGAUAUUGGUCAAUUUGAAAAUUCUGCAUCUGAGAAGCAACAAGAUAUCGAAUCUGUCCGGAUUUGACGCGCGAUGCGCCAAACUUAAUUAUCUGAAUCUACGAAACAACGAGAUAGCAAAAAUUUCCGAGUUGGAGAAAUUAAGCUGCCUGCCGGCGUUGGAGACGCUGGUCGUUAUGGAGAAUCCCGCGAUAGGCGAAAGAGAAAUGGAAGAGGAAGCUGCUUAUAGGCAAAUUGUCUUGGCUAUGUUGCCCAAUUUGACGCGAAUCGACAAGGAUGCAGUGUUGUACGAUGAAAAGAAAGAGGCUAAAGAGUUUCGUAGACAAAUGUUUCAAGAUGGGACAACCUUCGCUGAUCUGGAUUAUAAUUUCUUGAUCGCGGGAUGAAACUAAUCGUUUUCGUUAUAUUCUUUGUCAAAUUAUCAAUAAUUAAAUUUCGAUAUACGAUAGAGGUUAAGGAGAAAGGUUGACGAGGUUCAUUCGAAUCGGAAUCGUUUCUUUAGAAACGAAAGUUUGCCAGAUAACGAUAAACACUGAGAAUAGAUAAUGGAAGAAGGACAGAGAUAAAGUAAAAAUCAGGGAAUUAGCGCCAUCUUUAGAGUGCCGAAAACGAAACUCGUAGUAGAAAAGGAAAGCAAAUCAGAAUUGACCUUCAGCACCAUCUGUUGAUUAUUAGAGACAAUUACAAACAAUUCGACGAAUUAAUGUUUUUGAAAGUAAUUAAGAGAUGGCGUUGAUUUUCAGUUCUUAUUCUAACUUAUUCUAUCUUUAAAGAGAUAUCUUGAGUAUUCAAGAGAUGGCAUUGAUAGUUAAUUCUUAUUUAUUUAUUGACGUAUCUAGUUUCAUUUGCGGCACUCUACAGAUGGCACUGAUUCCCUAAUUUUUAUUCUAACUUUAUCUUUCUUCUACUAUCUACUUUCCUUAUCUAUCUUUAGUUUU
Apis cerana (Asiatic honeybee) is the source of this 1780-nucleotide messenger RNA. RefSeq names its product leucine-rich repeat-containing protein 23. NCBI's taxonomy places the organism in Eukaryota, Metazoa, Arthropoda, Insecta, Hymenoptera, Apidae. Gene Ontology annotation, molecular function: protein binding. Gene Ontology annotation, cellular component: cytoplasm. The record is from RefSeq and is a predicted model, not a curated record.